This is a messenger RNA of Zeugodacus cucurbitae (melon fly), 4611 nucleotides long. RefSeq names its product calpain-D (gene sol). Gene Ontology annotation, biological process: proteolysis. Bases 151 to 4452 code for a protein of 1433 amino acids. NCBI's taxonomy places the organism in Eukaryota, Metazoa, Arthropoda, Insecta, Diptera, Tephritidae. The transcript has 10 exons. The record is from RefSeq and is a predicted model, not a curated record. Gene Ontology annotation, molecular function: calcium-dependent cysteine-type endopeptidase activity. Gene Ontology annotation, cellular component: cytoplasm.
AAUAAGAUUGUUAUUUUUAUUAAAACCAUUUAUGUGUUUGAAUGUUUAUAUUAAAAACAAAAGUAUUUAUUGUGUUAUAAUUGAAUUGGUUUAUAGAAAAGUGAAAUUGUAAUGAUAAUUGUGAGUAAGAAUUGUGUUAACCAUUAAAAAAUGGGCACUAUAGCUUCUGUUUUGCAAUGGAAAUGUGAGAUUUGUAAUAGUAUCGACCCUAAAAAAUGUAUAAACUGUGGUACAAUGCAGAGAAUUUUGUCGACAAGUACAAAUACCGCAGAAAGCAAUAAGCGUGAGCAAAAAAGUGAAAUUUUGAUUUCGAACGAAGCGAAAGAUCUGUAUAAUGCUGAAGGGUCAGAAACUCAUAUUGCCUCAAGAUCUCUUUCCGCCUCUGACCCAUCUUACAAUGUCUCAUCGGAAGAGGAUGAAAUUAUAACCAAAAAUGAGCAUAAACGGGUUUAUAAGUCUAUGCUCAGAGGCUGUCUACGAAGGCCCCAACGCAACAAUAAAAAUUUGCCAUCAAAUUGUAUAGACUGCGAAGAUACGCGGAAGUACGUUAAAACCUCCAUCGAGUUAUUUCAUCACUUUUCUAAUCCAUCGUUGAACCGGCGAUGGGUUUGUAAUAACUGUGAAACUGAAAAUAGUUCCGUUACAUGGCAUUGCAUUAUUUGUGACACAGUCAGCUAUUUGGCGCCUAUAUAUAAAGAUACAAUUUUAAAUCGUGGGCACAGCUAUUACAAACAAGGCAGCGCAAAACAAUCAAUACCGACAAAUAGUAAAAAGAAAAAGGGGUUCACACGCCCUAUUUGCUUACGUAGAACCCAGAGUCUCACCACAGACAAGUCAAUCUCUUGUCGAAGUUGUCAUAUUUGCUUCGUAAAUAAUUGUAAAGACAUUUUUAACCUUCCGGACACAUUUAUGCUAAAAUGCGACAAAAAGACAAGUGAUAUACCCGGAGGAAACAGCACUGAAGCUACAUCCACCAAUAAUUACUGUCGUGAGCCAAUGGGCAAUUUUACAAUAACAACACUUGCUAAAGGCAAUAAAGUAGAGCAAGAUAAAAGCAUUUUUAUUUUGCCAAGCUCCAGCGUUUUAAUAGCAGUCAAUGAUUGGGCCCCACAAACAACAAAUUCUUUGCCAAAGGAUCAAAAACGAAAUUCAAUAAACAAUGCAGAAAGAACUAUCGACUUUAUCGAAGCUAAUCGAAUUUUCAAAACGGAAUAUCUUCAAAGUAGCUAUGCAAAUUUAAAAGAUGAGAAAUUUAAAGAACCACAACCAAUUUAUAAAAACAACACAAAUCGUUCAAUAAAUAUUAACGAUGGAAAUGUGAAAGUGAAUGAAUGUAAUCAACCUAUAUAUGCUAUUGUUAAUAAAAGUAAAAAAAUUAAGAAACAAAAUAUUUCAUCAGAAAACGCCGUGGAACAGGAUUUUUUACCCAAUGCAACCAACCUUAAAACAGAAAAACUUACUAUUUUACCGAAAAUCUACAGCAAAACAAAAUGUAAAGAAGUACUUGACACUUACACUGAUAUAGCGGUAAAAAUGAUUGCAAAUGAAAAUGUUUCGCAUAGCGAUUAUGCAGACAUCGAUACAGUCAACAUAAGCGCUAACUCUAUAACUUCAGAUCAGAAAGUGGAUGUUAAUGCUGAACACUCAAUAUAUGCAAAGGUGUGGAAAGGCCCUCGGAAAACCAGUGAAUCAAAAAUAUUGAAUGCAUCCUCGAAUCGAUGUGGACUCCAUGAUGACAAUAAUAUGCUUAAUAACACAAGAAGAACGUGGACAUGCUCAAAAUGCUCGUAUGCAUACAAUCGUAUUUGGACAGAUAGCUGUGAGAUUUGUGAAUCGGUUCGUAGUCAACCAACGAUAGAACAACCAAGUUUAAUAACGGUAACGAAGUCUGAAAACUCAAUAACACAGCCGGAUCGACUUGACGGCCAGUGGACAUGUAAGAAGUGUACAUUAGUUAACGAUCCAUCAUCAAUUGCCUGCGCAGUGUGUGGAGGUUCGAAAUUACGAAGUAUUUGUUCAAUAGAGGAUAUGACCUUACGCAAAGGGGAAUUUUGGACUUGCAGCAAGUGUACUCUUAAAAACAAUCUUUCUACCGGAGUCUGUAUCGCAUGUAAAUCGGUACGAUCUUUACCUAUUGAACCCAAGAGACUACAGUUAAAUGAAGUCGCUACCGAAGAAACAAUUGCUUCAAACUCGAUGAAUUGCAAUUUGCCUUUCGGACAACCCCUUUUGAUGAAGACAGUAAAUUUAAAGCCACAUCAGACAAAGGUUUCGAGAAGCCCAUCCCCUCGACAAAUACGGAGUUCAUCAGGUGCCAUUCCUAAAAGACACAGCACCGGUGGCAGUAUAUUAACUCGAAACGCGAGUUCAAAUAUAACAUCCGUUUCACCAACAUCAACAUCAAAUGAAAGCAACAGUCAACAUGGGAUCAGUACAAGUACUAGCCAUAAUGCUGUGGCAUCCAAAAUGUGGCAGUGCCCAGCGUGCACUUAUGAAAACUGCUCAGCUUCUGUAGUUUGCGACAUGUGUUCUAGUCCUCGAGGCUUAGUCUGCAACUUAAGCGAAGUGACACUACCAAUGUGUGGCAAAUUUAGUUUGGACAUUCGACAAGAAAGCAAACUUAUGGAAAAUCUGCGACAAAAUGAGGAAAAGGAGGCCCUUAAUAAAUGGAAAAAUAUUAUUCAGUACUGUAGUGAUAAUAACGAACUUUUUGUCGACGAUUCAUUUCCUCCGGCGCCAAAGAGUUUGUAUUACAAUCCAACGAAUAGUAUUCCUGAUGGCAAUCCAGUUGUGCAAUGGAGACGUCCACAUGAAAUAAGUUGUGAAGGCGGAGUAUUUCCUCCUUGGGCAGUGUUUAGAACUCCACUUCCAUCGGACAUAUGUCAAGGUGUGUUAGGAAAUUGCUGGUUACUCAGUGCGCUUGCUGUUUUGGCAGAACGCGAAGACCUCGUUCGAGAAGUGCUGGUGACAAAGGAAAUAUGUUUACAAGGUGCCUAUCAGGUACGCCUUUGUAAAGAUGGCAAAUGGAUAACAGUAUUGGUUGAUGACUUGUUGCCUUGCGACAAACGCGGACACCUUGUUUAUUCACAAGCCAAACGAAAACAGCUAUGGGUUCCUUUGAUUGAGAAAGCGGUAGCAAAAAUUCAUGGUUGUUAUGAAGCCCUCGUUUCUGGACGUGCAAUUGAAGGUUUGGCCACCUUGACGGGAGCACCUUGUGAAAGCAUUCCGUUGCAAGCAAGUUCGCUUCCAAUGCCAAGUGAAGACGAAUUAGAUAAAGAUUUAAUUUGGGCGCAGUUGUUAAGUUCUCGCUGUGUACGAUUUUUAAUGGGUGCUAGUUGUGGCGGAGGCAAUAUGAAGGUAGAUGAGGACGAAUACCAACGAAAAGGUCUACGGCCUCGACAUGCGUACUCCGUGCUAGAUGUUAGAGAUAUUCAAGGGCACCGUUUAUUAAAGCUCCGUAAUCCGUGGGGGCAUUACUCCUGGCGUGGAGAUUGGUCCGACGACUCUGAACUUUGGACCGAAGAUUUAAGAGAAAUUUUAAUGCCACACGGGGCAUCGGAAGGUGUUUUCUGGAUAUCGUUUGAAGAUGUAUUAAACUACUUCGAUUGCAUUGAUAUUUGCAAAGUGCGCUCUGGGUGGAAUGAGGUCCGUUUGCAGGAUACUUUACAACCACUGUGUUCCAUUUCAUGUGUUCUGCUCACAGUGUUGGAGCCAACUGAAGCCGAAUUUACACUAUUCCAAGAGGGGCAACGGAACUCUGAAAAAUCUCAGCGUUCACAACUAGAUUUGUGUGUUGUGAUAUUCCGAACUCGUUCGCCAGUUUCACCAGAGAUUGGACGGCUAGUGGAGCAUAGCAAACGGCAGGUGCGCGGAUUUGUGGGUUGUCAUAAAAUGCUAGAACGUGAUAUAUACUUACUAGUUUGUCUUGCAUUUAAUCAUUGGCAUACUGGAAUCGAAGAACCUCAUCAAUAUCCCCAGUGUAUUUUAGCCAUACAUAGUUCUAAACGUCUUCUUGUUGAACAAAUCACGCCUUCGCCACAUUUGCUAGCUGAUGCAAUAAUAAGUCUAACUUUAACAAAAGGCCAGCGUCAUGAAGGGAGAGAAGGAAUGACUGCUUACUAUUUAACAAAGGGAUGGGCAGGACUUGUCGUAAUGGUUGAAAAUCGUCACGAAAAUAAGUGGAUUCAUGUUAAAUGUGACUGCCAAGAAAGCUACAACGUUGUAUCUACAAGAGGUGAAUUAAAAACGGUUGACUCAGUACCGCCUUUGCAAAGGCAAGUUAUUAUCGUUCUAACCCAACUAGAAGGUAGCGGUGGUUUUAGUAUUGCCCAUCGCCUCACCCAUCGUCUUGCAAAUUCCAGAGGACUUCAUGACUGGGGACCCCCAGGCGCAACGCACUGCCCGCCAAUAGAAAAUGUUCAUGGAUUGCAUGCACCUCGUUUAAUUACUUAACUUUUCAGCAUUCUAGUCUACAUUUCACUAUAAUGAAACAUACAUAUUUAUAAAUUCAAGUACGAAUAUACAUAUGUACGUAGGAUUAAUAAAUAAUGUAAAUGUUUUGUUUUCCUAGUAAAGUAAGGUAAAAGUAAAUAAAUACCGAAUUGAAAAUAA